GACUAUUCCUCACAACUCACAAACCAUUUUCCAAGUCUUCUCUGCCUCACCUCAUAAUUUCAAACAAUCAACAACUGAUCGGAGCCUCGCCGGAACUCACAACAAUCUUCUUUCUGCUUCUCAAAACUCGAAACAUAUUCAUGGAGAUGGAUAAACAAAUGAUACAAGAGAACGAUGAUCUUCAUCUCAACCUGAGAUUAGGGUUACCAGGAUCCGACGACACAGCAAAGAAAACAAGCGGUACCAAAAGAGCUUCAUCUGAUCAUCAAGAUACAUCACCUCCUCCCACCAAGACGCAAGUCAUUGGAUGGCCACCAGUACGAUCAUACCGAAAAAACAUCCUCCAACAAAAGCAAGAAGAAGGCGCGAUGUACGUGAAAGUAAGCAUGGACGGAGCUCCAUUUCUUCGAAAAAUCGAUCUUAAAGUCUACAACAAUUACCCGGAGCUCCUCGAGGCCUUACAAAACAUGUUCAAAUGCAGCAUAGGCGUGUACUCAGAAAGAGAAGGUUACAAUGGAUCCGAGCAUGCGCCGACUUAUGAAGACAAAGACGGAGACUUGAUGUUGGCUGGAGAUGUUCCAUGGGAGAUGUUUGUGACCUCUUGUAAGAGGAUGAGGAUCAUGAAGGCUUCCGAGGCUAAAGGCUUGUAAUGUUUGUUUGGAGAUUAAUUAAAUACAAUACACAUAUAUAUACGGUAGGGAAUUUAAAGGUUGAGUUAGGGAUCGAUAUUAUAUACUUAUACAGGCUCCUGAGGAAUUAAAAGAUCGGAGCUCCGAGCAGAUGUUCAUAUGGCCGCUUGGGUUUAAUUUUGUUUUUGUUUUGCUUUUUCAUGUACACGGAACUUUGUAGCUACAUGCAGUUGUACAAAGUAACCUCAGUGUCUCUUUUUGUGUUA
This is a messenger RNA of Daucus carota subsp. sativus, 895 nucleotides long. RefSeq names its product auxin-induced protein 22D. Gene Ontology annotation, biological process: regulation of DNA-templated transcription. Bases 141 to 650 code for a protein of 169 amino acids. Gene Ontology annotation, molecular function: protein binding. The transcript has 2 exons. Lineage: Eukaryota; Viridiplantae; Streptophyta; Magnoliopsida; Apiales; Apiaceae. The record is from RefSeq and is a predicted model, not a curated record. Gene Ontology annotation, cellular component: nucleus.